UAAAAACAACAUAGUGUUUCUAUGAUCAAUUCAAAGUCAUAGCCCUGUCACAUGACUCUAUGUUAAGACAAUACAAUAAAGAGAGGGAGUGGACAGAUGGGAGUGGAUAAACUGUUCUAUCUUCAUUAUCUCCUACAAAGUAGAAUUCAAAUACAGUGUGCUAUGUCAGCUGGUCAUGAAUCUAUAGGAGUAUCAGAGAAUACCAAAGCCGCAGAGGUUUGAUGUUGCAACACCUGGAAAUGUAUGUUACAACAACUUGAAAUUGAAGAAGAAGGAUGCAUUCAGGUAGAAAUGAAUUUCACCACGACUACCUUUCUCUGAAGCAUGUAUCUCUAUACUUCAUUAUCCCUUUCCUCCUCUCCUCCCCUUGGUUUAAUCUUAUUUACAAAGACACGUUUUGAUAUUCUAUUGCUUGACUUAUUUAUUUUUUUACAAAAAAAGGCUCAACUUCCUACUGUAGUAUUAGAAUAAUUCUUAAGGAGGGUUAAUCAGCAUUUACUCGAUCAUUCAUCCAAGCAGAAUCAGUCAAGGCUCUAUUUAUUUCUCUACAAUAUAUUCCAUUGUGUAUAUAUUUUUGUAAUUUCCCUUUACAAGAUACAGUAGCAGUAGUACAAUUUAUUGACACUGUCACAAGUUCUGAACUGAAGGUCCAAAGUUCAGCAUCACAUGAUCUAUACUGUAUGUUAAUUGGUGUCUUUGCUGCACAAUGGCUGGAUGAAUAUGAUUGUUUGGCUGAACCAACAGUUUUAGCUUUCAGGGUGCAACAUACUAAACAUUGCAGAUAGAAAUUCCAUAAAUAGAGAUGACAUGAUUCCUUACUCCACUCCUUACUUCAGCAUACCCUGUUAUGAUGAUAAUGUCAUCACACUGAUCUCAACACAGGUGUGUCUCUGAUGGUGAUGAUACUGGCAGCUCUCACCGUUCACAUCACAGCCCAAAGUCCUGCGGUCUUCAUCUUGUCGGUCCCACAUGGUCCAAUCUUGACCUGGUUGAACUCCUCAGUUUCUUUACCUUGUGAACUUUCACCUCUCUUCAAUGCGGAGCCAUUGGAGGUGCGCUGGUACCGGUCCGGUGAUUUCAACAAACCUGCCUUGUUGUACAAAGAUCACAAGAUCCAGGAUACGUCUGUGGACCCCCGGUACAGGGGCAGGGUGUCUCUAACUGGGGGGCUGGAGAGAGGGAAUGUGUCCCUGAGACUGGAGAGGGUCACUCUAGAAGACAGGGGGGAGUAUGUGUGCUAUGUUAGCAGUGAACAGUGGUACGACAAGGCCAUUGUACUCCUCACAGUGAAUGUAUUAGGUGAUAUCCCAGUUCUCUCUGUAGCUGAAGCAAGAGGAGGAGGAAGUCAGGUGAACGUUACCUGUUCAUCAGAGGGCUGGUCACCACAACCUACACUCACCUGGAGAAACAAAGCGGGGACAGAGAUCAGAAAUGGACAAGAAGUACACGACAUCUCGGAUCCUCAGGGCUUAGUGAGUGUCAGUAGUUGGCUGCUGUAUUCUCCCUCAGACUCCGAUUGGCUCUCCUGUACAGUCUCUCUGUCUGAGGAAGAGAAGAGGGAGGGAAGAAUAAUACCCAGAGCUCCAAUGGAGGGACAUUGGAGUCUUGGGGGCUUCAUCACAUUACUGGUCAUCAAUAUUUUAGUCAUCUCUACCCUAAUUGGGCUCUUCUUCUGGAACAAAAAAACAGGUAUAUUAACAAGAUUAUAUUAUUAAAUUCCAUGGCCAAGUCAUCACAAACCAACUUCAAAUCAAGUCAGACUGAUUACUUGGAUGAUUUGGGCAUGAAAUUGAAAACAUGUUAAUGUUGGGUACAUUGACCUACAUUGGUUUUAUUUGGAGAAUGUGUCAGUAAGCAGUGAAAGUGGAAAAAUCAAAGCAUGGAUUUCACUCUGUCCUUGUUCAUAUGAAACAAUAUGUAAUGUUGUAAUUUGGGUGAACUAUCUCUUUAACCAACACUAUUAUCAAAUACAGUGAGCUCCAAAGGUAUUGGGACAGUGACAUUUUUGUUUGUGUUUUGGCUCUGUACUCCAGCACUUUGGAUUUGAAAUUAUACAAAGACCAUGAGUUUAAAGUGCAGACUGUCAGCUUUAAUCUGCCUAGAAAGUGCUAUGCAAACUGAUA
Coregonus clupeaformis (lake whitefish) is the source of this 2123-nucleotide messenger RNA. RefSeq names its product butyrophilin subfamily 1 member A1-like. Lineage: Eukaryota; Metazoa; Chordata; Actinopteri; Salmoniformes; Salmonidae. The transcript has 5 exons. The record is from RefSeq and is a predicted model, not a curated record. The coding region runs from base 894 to 1715 and encodes 273 amino acids.